This is a messenger RNA of Cyprinodon variegatus (sheepshead minnow), 2019 nucleotides long. It is a transcript of the gene cab39l, whose product is annotated as calcium-binding protein 39-like. The transcript has 9 exons. Gene Ontology annotation, biological process: intracellular signal transduction. The record is from RefSeq and is a predicted model, not a curated record. Gene Ontology annotation, molecular function: protein serine/threonine kinase activator activity. NCBI's taxonomy places the organism in Eukaryota, Metazoa, Chordata, Actinopteri, Cyprinodontiformes, Cyprinodontidae. Bases 254 to 1258 code for a protein of 334 amino acids.
ACGCUAGCCUUUUAGAAUACCGGAGAACAACCAGAUGGAAUUCUGCACUCCCUUCUUACCAGAUUCCUCGCGUUUUAAAUUGUAUCGCAGGCAUUUUUAGCGGACAUUGCGGCCCACAAACAGCCCUGGCGUGAACUCAGAAGGCUUAACGGGGAGGCUUGGCUGCGCUGUGAACCGGGACUGGAGCGGUCCGGGCCGUCUAUAAAGCACCGAACAUCUUUCCGUUGUCUCGAGGCGUUAACGGGCAUCCGUCAUGCCGCUGUUUGGUAAAUCCCACAAGAGUCCUGCAGACAUUGUCAGGACCCUCAAGGAAAACCUGACGGUUCUAGUCAAACACGAUAAGAAGACAGAAAAGGCGUCUGAGGAAGUGUCAAAAUGCUUGGUGUCCAUGAAGGAGAUUCUGUACGGGAGCAACGAUAAGGAGCCACACACUGAGACUGUGGCUCAGCUCGCACAGGAGCUCUACAACAGCGGCCUUCUGAUUUCUCUGGUAGAAAACCUGCAGGUUAUAGACUUUGAGGGGAAGAAAGAUGUUUGCCAGAUCUUUAACAACAUCCUGAGGAGGCAGAUCGGGACGAGGAGCCCCACAGUUGAAUACUUCUGCUCCCACCAAGAGGUCCUCUUCAUUCUGCUGAGAGGAUAUGAAACGCCCCAGGUAGCACUGAACUGCGGCAUCAUGCUGAGGGAAUGCAUUCGCCACGAGCCACUUGCCAAAAUCAUUCUUCAGUCGGAGCAUUUCCACAGCUUUUUCAACUAUGUGGAGAUGUCCACCUUUGACAUCGCCUCGGACGCCUUUGCUACCUUUAAGGAUCUUCUUACAAGACACAAAGUGCUUGUGGCUGAUUUCCUUGAACAGAACUACGACGCUGUUUUCGCCAACUAUGAGAAGCUGCUGCACUCUGAGAACUAUGUCACGAAGCGGCAGUCGCUCAAGCUUCUGGGCGAGCUGUUAUUGGACAGACACAACUUCGUGGUGAUGACGCGCUACAUCAGCAAGCCUGAAAACCUCAAACUCAUGAUGAAUCUGCUCAGAGACAAGAGCCCCAACAUCCAGUUCGAGGCCUUCCACGUGUUUAAGGUGUUUGUCGCAAACCCCAACAAGACGCAGCCCAUCGCCGACAUCUUGCUGAAGAACCAGACCAAACUAAUCGACUUCUUGAGCAACUUCCAGAAGGAUCGCACAGACGACGAGCAGUUUAACGACGAGAAGACCUACCUAAUCAAACAGAUCAGGGAUCUGAAGAAACCAGCCUCCUAGAAAAGCUCCCCAAACUUUUUUACCAAUAGGAAGGCGUAGAAAUAAAACACAUUAACAAUAAUGGUUAUUCUAUUUAAAAACAAAUUGAUCCUUGUUGGUAAAAGUAGCUCAUAAUCACUGAUCUAACUUUUGUAAAUUCAUUUUUUUUCUUUUUUUACUUUAAAACAUGUUUUUCAUCUGUAGCAUGUAGUGCCACAGCUCAUUGUGUUGAAUCAGAUUUGCUUUGAUGAAAGAACCAGCAGGAAGAACGAUAAAAAAAAAAGACUUGGGCCAAAAUCUUUUUUGAUUCUCUGAUUACCUCUUUUAAAGGAGGAAAUCACCAAAUUUUUUUUUAUGCAUCUGUGUCAAAGAGAUUAUUGGGGAAAGAUGAAGAAGAAGUAAAAAAUGAGCAGACUCUAAAUAUGCAGUUGGCUUUAGCAAGAUGCUGAAAAGAGAAAUAAAUUAUGGCUUAAAUAAAUGGCUAAAAUAAAUAUUUUAAGAUUCGAUCAUUGAAAUAAAAAUUUGUGACCACUGGUACAAAAAAAAAAAGCUCCAGGAUUGUUGGACACAGUCGCUAAAAGCACUUUCUGUAGAUUAAAAUUAAUAUAAAAAAAAAAAAAUAAGUUGAUCAGUUUUCAAUGCUUUUUCUAAUUUUUAAAAAACGUAUAUCUUUGGAUUUGUUGCCAUGUACAGUGUGUGGUAUGUGUUCAUGAACUGAACUGAACUGAACUGAACUGAGUGCCACUGUGAGUGAGAACUUUAAUUAUAACCCGUGAUGAAGA